Culex pipiens pallens (northern house mosquito) is the source of this 697-nucleotide messenger RNA. RefSeq lists its product as uncharacterized. The record is from RefSeq and is a predicted model, not a curated record. The transcript is spliced from 2 exons. The coding region runs from base 206 to 586 and encodes 126 amino acids. NCBI's taxonomy places the organism in Eukaryota, Metazoa, Arthropoda, Insecta, Diptera, Culicidae.
UUCAAACUAUAAGAAGAAGAAAAAAACUUGUCCAUCAUCACCAGAAACCGGCUUAAAGGAUAACAGCAGGAAAACUUUGCCCGUUCAAACGGGUUCAGCUUUGCUUUUGGGUUCAUUCUCAGUAUCACCGUUGCUGGGUAGAAAAAAGUGGCCGUUUAACCCCGGGAGCAAAAGUCAGUUCCAUCGCGCCAUCCAACCCGUCAAGAUGUCGCACUACCCACCGUAUCAGCCCCACGGAACCCCGCUGCCGCACAACCCGCACGAGGGACCGAUUUCGCACACCGUUUUUCCACCGGAGAUGAACCCCAACUAUCCGCAUCGGCCCCUGCAGGAUCCACCGCACCAUCACUAUCCGGGCCAGGUUCAGUACCCGCCGCCCCAUCUGAUGCCACCGUCAUCGGACGGUUCGGACGUAACGUACUACCCGCCUGGACAUUACCCACCCGGGCAGUACCCGCCGCCGGGGCACUACCCACCGGGGCAGUUCCCACCGCAUCACUAUCCGAACUAUGACCAGGCCGUGGCCUUCGGAGGUGGGGCUGCCGCUGCCAAUCCGAGGAAGGCACCAGAGGAGAAGAAAUCGUAAAGUUUUGCUCCAAGUUUCAUAAAAAAAAAGUUUUACUAGUAACGUAAUGUUUUUUUUUAGUUACAUAGUGUGUAGUUCUAAUAUUUUGGCAAUAAAAAUUAUUUAAUCAUA